Clarias gariepinus (North African catfish) is the source of this 3366-nucleotide messenger RNA. It is a transcript of the gene s1pr1, whose product is annotated as sphingosine-1-phosphate receptor 1. Gene Ontology annotation, molecular function: sphingosine-1-phosphate receptor activity. The transcript has 2 exons. Lineage: Eukaryota; Metazoa; Chordata; Actinopteri; Siluriformes; Clariidae. The record is from RefSeq and is a predicted model, not a curated record. Gene Ontology annotation, cellular component: membrane. Bases 261 to 1358 code for a protein of 365 amino acids. Gene Ontology annotation, biological process: sphingosine-1-phosphate receptor signaling pathway; angiogenesis.
GCUCUGUAAAGCAGCUUUCACACAGCGCGAGACAGACUCGGUUUCACUCAGAGUGCAGCCUUUUCCACGAUGCCAUUCUUGGAUUUGUAUACAACAUUUCCAGUAAUCCAGGCUAUGGAUUUUUACCUAACUUAAAGGACUCCUUAUGACAUUACAUCAUAAGAAACUUGGAUACUGACCCACACUGGUACACCGGAGCCCCUUAGUGGAGUAAGGGUGGAUUGCACGGGUAAUAAACAGUCCAGCCAAAGACCAGGACCAUGGCUGACUCAGACCUCAUAGCGCUGCACUACAACUUCACUGGGAAAUUCCGUAAAGUGGAAAGGGAUUCUGGACUCAGAGCCGAUUCUGUUGUGUUUAUCAUUGUGUGUUGUUUCAUCAUUCUCGAGAAUGUGUUGGUUCUUCUCACUAUUUGGCGAACGAAAAAGUUCCACAAGCCCAUGUACUAUUUUAUUGGGAACUUGGCCCUUUCGGACUUACUGGCUGGAGUGGCAUACACCGCCAACAUCCUGCUCUCAGGAGCUAAUACAUAUAAACUGAGUCCCACACAGUGGUUCUUCCGGGAAGGCAGCAUGUUUGUAGCACUGGCUGCUUCAGUCUUCAGUCUCUUGGCCAUUGCAAUCGAGCGGCACCUUACUAUGCUCAAAAUGAAGCUUCACAACAAUGGAAAUACUUGCCGUGUCUUCAUGCUGAUCAGCACAGUGUGGUUUAUUGCUGCUAUCCUGGGUGGCUUGCCUGUGAUGGGCUGGAACUGUAUCCGCAGCAUGAACCACUGCUCGACAGUGCUGCCACUCUACCACAAGGCUUAUAUCCUGUUCUGCACCACUGUGUUCAGUGUUAUCCUCAUGGCCAUCGUGGUGCUAUACGCCAGGAUCUAUGCACUGGUUCGCACACGUAGCCGUAAACUAGUUUUCCGCAAGGUCUCAAAUGGUCGUGGGAGUGGGAACAAGAGCUCUGAGAAGUCCAUGGCCUUGCUGAAGACAGUCAUCAUUGUCCUGAGCUGCUUCAUCGCCUGCUGGGCGCCACUUUUUAUCCUACUCCUGCUGGAUGUAGCCUGCGAGAUCCGCACCUGUGCCAUCCUCUUCAAAGCUGAGUGGUUUCUUGCUCUGGCAGUAAUGAAUUCAGCAAUGAAUCCUCUCAUCUAUACACUUACCAGCAACGAGAUGCGCAGGGCAUUCAUCAAGAUGCUACUGUGCAACGUGUGCACUCAGCCUGCUGGCAAGUUCUCCAGACCCAUUAUUGGGGCAGAGUUCAGCCGGAGCAAAUCGGACAAUUCAUCGCAUCCCAACAAGGAAGAGCCUGAGUACUCACCCAGGGAAACAGUUGUGUCAUCAGGAAACAUUGCUUCAUCAUCGUAAACGGAACUUAGGAAACUUUACUGCAUUUUCUUAUUUAGUGGAGGAUGUGUGGGGAUCCCACUGGACAUGUACACUAGAAAGCUUGUCCAAUCCCCUCCGCUCUUGUUCCAUAAAUGAGAAUAGAGGUUCUUUUUCAUCUAACUAACACCAGUGUACAACAGUGUUAAUGGAUAAUGGAGACAGACAGUUGAAGAUCAAAAGUCGGGCCAGGAUACAGUGAGAUAGUUUAGAAGUGUUUGGGAUCAAUUUUUGUUCCUGAGCUGGUUCCUUAUCUUCAUGGUGCACAAUCAUAAGAUUGAGCUGUAGAUAUUGAAGUUUGAGCAUCUUUGAGUGGGUCUGAGUCGACAGAGUCUUCAUGCACACGUCUGAUUCAUGUGUCUCUGGGAGCUGGUGGUGUGGACUGUAAUGGGGGAAAAAUGGAGUCUAAUGAGUCAGAUUACUAAAAAGAAAAGAUUUUAUGUGUAAAUAGACUGGUGUAUAAUGUACAGUGUGUUUGGAUGGUUUUAUUAACACUACAAUCCACAAGUUUCUAAGCCAACUUUUUAAAGUGGUAUGAAGGCCUCAACUGGGAGAAACAGACUGAAACAAGUGAAACACUUUUUUUUUUUUUUACCCUGAACUGCAAGAAUAUUAACUAAGGGCAAGAUUCUUAAAGGCCACACCAGCACUGAAAUGUCUUCCUUUGAUUGCAAAAUGCACUUAAAAACCUGAGCUCUAUAAACCUGAUUAAUCAGUAUUACCCACUGUUUUUAUUUAUCACAUGCAAACGUUCUAGUUUGAAGAGCAUUUAGGAUAGCACUUGUAAGUGCUCUUGUGAGAGCUAUCAUAGGCCUUUUACUGACUCAGUAUAAUAUAUUAGCAUAUUGGGUUCAUUUUGUACCAUUUAAUGCCCUUUAAAAAGUGAGAUUUUUGACACAUUUUGUACACAUCAUAUUAUGCGUUAAGUUCUGAAAAACAGGAAUUUUUUGUAAGGGCAAAAAAUUAAUUAAAGGAAUACAGUAAAAAAAAAAAAGGUACUUGUGUUUCUUUGAAUUAUGCCAUGGUUUUAGUGAAAUUUCUACAAUUGUAAUUGAGAAUGUAUUUUAUUUUUAAAAAUGUAUGAUUUUACCUUUCAUCCAACAGCUGUAGAAAUAGCAUGUACCAUAGCUCGCAAGUAUUAAUUUAUCUUGAAUACAGUUGGAUUUCAAUGUGGUAUUAAUGCAUCGUGAAUUGAAGGUAUUUUUAUUCCACUCUACUAGUUUUAGGGUUUAUUGUGUUAAUGAUAGUUAAUGCAUGUGCACAAACUGCUUUCUGUUAUGCAGUCUAGCAUAUUUAAUGCUGGGAAUGUGAAUCUGAUAAGAUCCAUCAUCAUCAUAUUAAUCUUCUCCCUACCUGUUACAUCAUCUGUAUUGAAAUACUGUAGAAUAUAGAAAUGGUUCAAAAUACACUAUUUACCAAGACGGAUUUAGAGAAAAUGUCAAUCACAAGCCUGUGUUGUCCUGUGGUUUUUUUCUGUUUUGCACAUUGUAACACCUGUGUCUGUGUUUUGUUAGCUUGUCAAUAAAUAUUUGCUGUAAAAAAAAAAAAACAAGGCAUUGGGAGUUUGUAAUUUGCAAAUAAUAGUUUAUAUUUUAUUUCCUGGAUUAAAGCAUUGCAUGCAACUAACUAACUAAGUACUAACUAAAAAUACAAAUGUACCGGUGGUAAUAUCAGAUUUUUUUGCUACAAGCUUAAGUUCAUUUACUUUUACGAUGCUGAAUGGUGUGUGAUAAUAAGCUUUAAAACAAGCGCUAAAUUUAAUGAUUUUUUAGAUGCAAAAUGUGAUUUAUUGUGACAAUCACAGAAUAUAAUACAAAUGUAAAUUGCACAGAGUGCUAGAAGUAUGAAGAAGCUUUGGCUUAUGAAUAUGUAUGUAAAGUAUAAGAGAGUGCAGGGUCAUGUAUAACAUGUCACAUCAUUUCGCCUGUCUUACGUUGUUGACUAUUGUAUAAGUAAAGUUCUCUGGUUCACAAUAAACAAAUACAAUGUA